GACAAAUUCAGAUUUGAGGAGAAAUAUUUGGAGAAACUGCAAGUUUUAACUGCAUUAUUGGAAUAUAAUUACAAGGAUAACGCUGAAGCCGAUCCAGCCUAUGAUCACCUUCGCUUACAACAGAAUACUCUAUUUGAUUUGUGGAAAACCGCAAUAGAAAAAUAUACACAAGAUGGAAUGGAUACAUCUGAAUGUCUAGAACAUUUUUUUAUCAUAUGUGUGCAAAUAUUUAAUAAAGAAUAUCAAAAAAGAUGCUGCACUAUCUUAGAAAACAUCUUCGCUACUGCUGUGGAGGAAAAAGAAUCAAACUUCAAAACGAAAAACAUUUUCAGUAUUUUUGAAGGCUUACUUACGAAUAAUGAAAUUAUCAUUGCUGAUCUGAAAAAAGUACUGUUUAAUAAAUUAUGUGAUAUUUUUAUCACAUGUGAUGAGAAUUUAUUAGAAAAUGGUAUUAUCGUGCGAUGUGGCGCACUACUUUCCCAUUUGAAAAUGAUCAAUGUCGUUGAAAUUUGCGACUCUGUUUGGAUAAAAGUCUUCAAUGCUCUUAUGGAAAAGUCAUCAUUGAUAUUGAAACCAUAUCAAGAAGUGAUUAAUUGCGAUCAUGGAAAUUGGUUGAUUCAACUUUGUCUCACCUGGAUUGACAUACUUUUUGAAAUUUCCAGUGCAGAAUUAUUGUCUAACAAUCGUGAUAAAAACUCUCCGAAAGUACAAAAAGAAUCACUUUUGAAUGAUGCUAAUAUAUGGGUGGUAAUACAAUGUGGACUUUGUCACUCUAAAUCAUAUACUCGAAAACAAGCUCUUUUUGAUCUCAGACGAGCAUUAUCAGUGGCUUCUGAAAUCUCUCCAAUCAACGCGAAGAUUUCAAGAAAUAAAAAAGGUAGAAGUCUGCAAGUUUGUGGGGAGAAUAAUAUUUUUACUUGGAAUGAUGAAAAUAAAGAAAACCUGCUAUCGUUCUGGAAAGAUUUUUUUCUUGUGUGUGAAUCUCUAGAAGAGAAUCAGCUUCAUGUUAUCAAGCCUGUCAUGAGAAAGUUGGAUGGAAUGAUUGAAAUGGCAUAUAUUAGGAAAAAUGAGAAUAAAUCUAUCAUUCACACUUCAUGGAUUUGCACAAUUUUACAGAGGAUGUUGUUCCAUGAAAAUAAAUCAAUACAGCGAGAGGGUGUUAUCUUGUCUCUAAGUUUAGAUGCUACCAAGUUCCCUCUUCUUCAACAAGAAUUUGGAGAUGAAUUCCUGCAUAAUUUGGUUGAUUCUUUGAGAGAUUUCAAUUUAUAUUGUGAUUUCAGAGACAACACUUUGCCGUCACCACAGAAUGGAGCUGAGUUUCCAAUCCUUGCGUGUCAUUGGCAAAAAUUUUUAGAAGGUUGCUUGAAAUCUGAAAGCAAGAGCAAUUUCCUUAAUUGCAUUUUGUUAAUCAUUGCGGAUUUCAACUGGGGAUCUAUUCCUUUGUAUUAUAUCUGCCAUGCAUUAUUAUCCCUACCUACUUAUCAUGCAUGGGCUAGUGAUGAUGUAGGACUGCUUCAAAAUUUGGUAAUGAAAAGUAUUAGGUCACAUGACUCAAGACUGCGAAAUAUUAUCCAAUGUAUUUUGAUUAGAUCACUGAUGAAAUUUACGGAUUGUGCAAAAGUUUCAUUCGAUGAAGUACGGUAUUAAAUAUAUUUAUUCUGUGUGGAAUGAAAAAAAUCUUUGCCGAAGACCAGGAUUUACGGGCAGAGAUGCUAGACUGGCUUGUCAAAAAUUGGAAAACUUUUAAAGAAGUACAAUCAGAAUCAUACGAAGACAUAUGUCAAUAUGCUUUGGUAGGAAUGGAGAAAUAUUGUGCAUCAUCAUCAAAUGAUUUAAUUCAGCAUUCAUAUGAAGAAUGUCUUGCAGAAUUACAGUCAUGCAGUUUCGUGAUAUUGCUAGCUGAAUAUUCCCAAUCUUCAGGCUCAUCUGAGAAUGACUUUUUCUUAAAAGUUUUAAAAUAUUUGAAUUCUAUCAUUGAAAAAGCAUCUACUCAUCUUUAUUUGUCGAAAGAGAAAGUUCACAAAGCUGUUUCUUUAUUAAAUCAUCUCGUUUCAAUGUCUUCAUCAAAAAGUGAUAAAAGCAAUGCAACAUUGUACAACAUCUAUUUCCAGCUGCUCAGAAGUCUCCAGGCAUAUAUUCUAAUGCAGUUCCCAUCUCGCUCUACAAAUCUAGAAGAUGCAAACCUUUGUCUCACUUCUUGGGAAAAUUUAUUCUAUAUCUUGCUCAAGUUGAAUCCAAGUUGUCAGUGGCCAAAGCAGCUGUUAGCCCAGUUUGAACCUUUGGUCUCUGCAGCAAAAAAUAUGUAUUUAUCAAUGAAAAAAGGCCAGAAAGAUUUUCUAAAUCUCAAGAUCGUUUUGAUGGCCUUGAAAUGCCUCAGAUGGAUAUGUUGUCUUCAGCAAAAAGCUUCCUUGAGUUUUAAUAAUUCGAUGUCUUCCUAUUUAGUAGAAUAUUUGGGGUCUUUGGAUCUUGAGUCAAGUUUAUUGUGUCAAGUUUCUUGCAAAGAUACUGAUGAAAGAAAGCUUGUGGAAGACUAUUCUGUUAUGCAAUGGUCUUGUGUGCUUUUCGCGGUGCAGAUACAAAAUGCUAAUAACAGUGAAUUACUGAAUAUUGAAGAAGCAAUGAAAAUCUUUUUAAAUCUGGUUGAUUCUGUCACUGAUGAAAAUUUACCAAUAUAUAUUGAAGCCGUUGGAUCGCUUAUUUCAAAAGCAACAAAAUCUGCAAAGGACCACACAGAAUUGAUAUGUAGCAUUUUGGAUGCAACUUGGAAAGCCAUAAACUCAUUCACACGUUCCCCUGCAUUUUGGAAAUGCUACCAAGCUUUUCUCCGAGCCUUUCUGCAAAAAUCAAUCCUUCUUCAACCAGAUUCUUCAAUAUUGCAUGAAAAUAUCAAAACAUUAUUGCUUCAAAUUGUAUCUUCGUCAGGUGUCAGGCCUAGAUUAUUACGAGAUGCUGUUGAUGUAUACAUAAAUAUCUGGACAAAAUCAAACGGUAUAAGAAAUGUUGAAUAUGAAAACAUGGAAACAUCUAAUAUUCAAACAACAGUAAAUUCGUCAGGUGAUAUUCCAUGUUUGGAAACGAAUUCGAUUACUUCCAAUAUUGAGUUUUUAGUGCAGUGUUUAACUUUUGAUCAUGUUCACAAAAAAGACAAUUUGGCUUUACUGAAUGUUUUAGAACUUUCCAAGAAUAAAGAUUCAAAUAAAUCAGAUUCUCGUCAGAGUUCUCACCAUGUACCUCUAGCUACAAUUUUAAUGCUCUCAAAACUUGAUACCAAUUCAUCAACAGAUUGUGAUCUUGUGUAUUCUAUCAUGGAAAAGUUACUGGAAUUGGAUAAAAAUAUAUCUAAGAAAAAACUCCGAUAUCACCAAAACUCAAUUCAACAUAAAGUGAAAAAUAAAAUUUUCCAAGCUAUUUUGUUGCUGACGCCGUAUAUUGAUCUAGAAAGAAAGUCAAGUGCUAUUGUUAGUUGUCUUGUGAACAAUCUGAAAAAUGAAGCUCAAAUUUCUGUUCGUUGCUAUAUGGAAUGGAUUAUUGCCUUGCUAAUAUACAGAUUUCCCAGCAACCAGGAUUUAUUGUUGUCACAUUUGAAGGCUGAGUCUCAAGGGGAUUGUAACAAAACAGGAACUGCAAACUCUUCUGCAGUUUGUUCAUAUUUGAUUUCGGCAUUGCUUUAUGGACUCUGCAUUCGAUCUGUUUCACCUCAGGAAGAAUAUUUUCUGAAUUUAGUAAAUCUCUGUUUGCCUUGGUGCAUGACUCAGUAUUUCAACAUCAGAUUAAAUGCUAUGGCUGUGCUUUUAAGGAUGAAAAUUCACUUUAAUGAAACAAGCAGGAGUGAAAUACUAUUGGAUAAAUAUCCAUCGCUCUCAUCAUGCUUGUUACUUGCUGAUAUUUCAACAGGAAAUGUUGGAAAAAAUUGGAACAAAAUUAAGGAAAACUUUCUCUUGUUUGAUCUUGAUCCACUGAAAGAUUUGUCAUUCGAAACUGUAUAUGUCGAUAUUCCAAGAUUAUUCUCAAUUCAAAAUCAUGUGACUCGAGAAGAUUUAUUUCAUUUCGCACAAUCAUAUCAAAGUUCCGGUAAUUUCUGUUUCAAAUCACACAUAUCAAUGUUCAAUACCACUGAUAAGAUUCGUAAAAAAUCAGUACAUUGGGUUCGACAAGAAGCUAAACCAAUCACAAAUGAUAUUGUGGUCAGUCCUGAUGACAGAUAUCGGAAGAACUAUGGAGCAUCUGAUUCUGAAGAUAAUGAUUUGAUGAACGGACUUGAUAACGUCCAAAAAAAGAUCAUGCCGUGGAUGGAUGUGAAUGAAAUUACAGACAAUCGAUCAGAGAAAUCGAUCAACAAAGGUCUAGUACUUGUGGCUUCUCUCAUCGAUAAACCAUCAAAUCUUGGAGGUCUCACAAGAACAUGUGAAAUAUUUGGCGCAGAAUCUUUAGUUGUUCAAUCAUUAUCAUGUACUUCUGAUAAAGUUUAUCAGUCUCUUUCUGUUACUGCACAUAAAUGGUUGCCAUUAAAAGAAGUCAAACCAUGGAAACUUCCAGAAUACUUGAUGCAAAUGAAAAAAUCUGGAUAUACUUUAAUUGGUACAGAGCAGACUGCUCAGAGUGUUUGUCUUUCAAAAUACAGAUUUCCUGUGAAAUGUGUUGUCGUAUUAGGUAAUGAAAAAGAAGGAAUUCCGAUACCCAUUUUAAAAAUUCUAGACGUUUGUGUUCAAAUUCCACAGAAAGGAAUUAUUAGGUCUUUAAAUGUUCAUGUCAGUGGUGCAAUAACUGUAUGGGAAUAUGCUAGGCAACAUCUACAAACCUAGCUUAGCUUCAAUCUGUAUGUUUCGUGGAUAUAGUAAUGUAAUGUAUUAGGAAUUGGUGUUAAAUUAAAUUUUCAAGAAGUUUUUUCAUAUUAGAUUUAUGUAAACACUGUUGGUGACAUUUUGCACUAAUACAAAUAUACGAAAUUAGUGUAUAUAAA
Messenger RNA from Styela clava, 4960 nucleotides. RefSeq names its product tRNA (guanosine(18)-2'-O)-methyltransferase TARBP1-like. Gene Ontology annotation, molecular function: RNA binding; tRNA (guanine) methyltransferase activity. NCBI's taxonomy places the organism in Eukaryota, Metazoa, Chordata, Ascidiacea, Stolidobranchia, Styelidae. The record is from RefSeq and is a predicted model, not a curated record. Gene Ontology annotation, biological process: tRNA methylation.